AUGAAGGGGAUACUAUUAUUCCUGUCGAUCUCAUGGGCGGCGAUGUGCCUGGCGAACCCGAUGGAGAAGCUCGACAAGCUGAACACGCUCGAGCAGACGUCGCCGACGGUAACGGACCGCGCCAAGUACGAGGAGGAGCUCCUCCGUAAAUUGAACUCGAACUGUUCCCAAAACCACCUGAGCAGCUGCGUGAUGCUGAAGCUGGUGACGCAUAUGAACAAGUUUCUGAAAAAGGCGUCGAUCGAGCUGACGGACGACAUCGAGAUCAGAAAAACCAGCCAGGUCGCCGAGGAGGUGGUCACGUUCGAGGCUGGCCGCAGCAAAGACGACGAGUCCGAGGUCCUCGACCUUGUCGCGAGCAAGGUGUACGCGUUCAUUAGGUCCAGGAGCAUCAAAUGGAGGAUUCUGCCGGAAGACGACGUCGUCGUCUCGGCUUCCGAGGACGAGAACGGAUCGUUAAACCUCAGCCUGUCCAUUGAACGGUCUGACAACCCUGUGCAGGAUGGUCGCGGGAAGAAGAACAACAACCUUGGACCCCUGAUCGCCGCCGCGGUGCUGAAGAUCGGCCUGAUCGGCGGUUUGGCCUUCAAGGCUCUGGCCUUGCUGGUCGGCAAGGCGUUGCUCCUGUCGAAGAUCGCUUUGCUCCUGGCGGGCAUAAUCGGCUUGAAGAAACUGUUCUCCAGCCAGAAGCACGUCACGUACGAGGUGGUCGCGCAUCCUCAUCACAGCUCCAGCCACACCUUCAGCUCCGAUCACGGUCACGGGGACAGCUACAGCAGCGGCUGGGCGAGGAGUUUCCAUGGUCAAGGGCCCAUUCCUGGGCAACCGGACGCCCACGAGUUGGCCUACUCGGCGCACGUCAAGUGA
Nomia melanderi (Alkali bee) is the source of this 867-nucleotide messenger RNA. RefSeq lists its product as uncharacterized. The record is from RefSeq and is a predicted model, not a curated record. Gene Ontology annotation, cellular component: membrane. Lineage: Eukaryota; Metazoa; Arthropoda; Insecta; Hymenoptera; Halictidae.